Messenger RNA from Tripterygium wilfordii, 5674 nucleotides. RefSeq names its product ABC transporter C family member 12-like. Bases 326 to 5275 code for a protein of 1649 amino acids. The transcript is spliced from 30 exons. Gene Ontology annotation, cellular component: membrane. Gene Ontology annotation, molecular function: ATP hydrolysis activity; ATP binding; ABC-type transporter activity. Gene Ontology annotation, biological process: transmembrane transport. The record is from RefSeq and is a predicted model, not a curated record. NCBI's taxonomy places the organism in Eukaryota, Viridiplantae, Streptophyta, Magnoliopsida, Celastrales, Celastraceae.
AAUGGCGUGUGCGCAGAAGCAGCCAAAAAGAGUUUUGUUUUGAAGUGAGAGGAGGGCAGGGGUUCGUCGUAAGCCAUGACGCUUGCUUGCAAUCCUACUCAUUCACUCUAUUUUUUGCAAAAUUAAUAACUACCUAAACCAAUGCUUCUACUUCUACUCAAAAGACAAAAACCCCCUGCGACAGACUGACUGAACUCAAAUUUCUUGGAGAGAUUAGAUUGGUGAAAGGAUUUUCCUCCUCUUUUUUGGUUUAUUGCAGACAGUUUAUUUUCCUCAAUCAUCAUUGAAGCACUUGAGAGGUGAUUCAUAAAGCUGUAGACCAAAGAUGGCUUUUCAGCCAUUGGAUUGGUAUUGUCGACCAGUAGCAAUGAGGUUUUGGGCGAAAGACGUAGAUAGUUUUUUGGGCACAUACACUCCUUGUGCAAUUGACUCCCUAGUGAUCUCCAUUUCAUAUUUGGUCCUUCUUCUAUUGUGCUUGAACCGUAUGUGGUUGAUUAAGAGGAAUCAUAAAGCGAAGAGGUUUCGCUUGAGGACAAAUUACUACAACUACAUGUUGGGGCUAAUCACUGCUUACUGUAUUGCUGAACCUCUGCUGAGGUUGAUUAUGGGCAUUUCAAUCUUUAAUCUGGAUGGGCAGACAGGCCUCCCUCCCUUUGAGAUUGUUUCUUUGAUCAUCGAGGCUCUUGCUUGGUUCUUCAUGCUUAUCAUGAUUGGUUUGGAAACUAAAGUUUAUAUCAGAGAGUUCCGAUGGUAUGUUCGAUUUGGAGUUAUCUAUGUUUUGAUAGGCAAUGCUGUCAUUUUCAAUCUCAUUCUUCCGAUGAGGGAACACUGCAGUAGAUCUGCACUCUAUUUGUUCCUCAGCAACAUUUUCUGCCAGGUUUCAUUUGGGAUUCUACUUCUUGUUUUUGUUCCUAAUUUGGAUCCUCAUCCGGGUUACACAAUGAUACAAGUUGAAUCUUCAGACAAUGGAGAAUAUGAAGCCCUUCCUGGAGGAGAGCAAAUAUGCCCUGAGAGACAUGCUGAUAUCUUUUCCAGAUUUUCUUUUGGAUGGAUAACUCCUCUUAUGCAACAAGGGUAUAGGAAACCUAUCACUGAAAAGGAUGUCUGGAAAUUAGACUCAUGGGAUCAGACUGAGACACUGAUUAAGAAGUUCAAACGAUGUUGGGAUGAGGAAUUGGAAAGGCCCAAGCCUUGGCUAUUAAGAGCAUUGAAUAAUAGCUUUGGAGGAAGAUACUUUUGGGGUCAUUUUUUGUGGCCAAAUUCUUAUUAUUCCCUUGACUUCCAUCUGAAUGUAUUUUGCAGGUUUUGGUUAGGAGGUCUUUUUAAGGUUGGGACUGAUCUUUCUCAGUUUGUGGGCCCUGUUAUUUUGAGCCAUCUCUUACAGUCGAUGCAACGAGGUGAUCCAGCUUGGACUGGCUACAUCUAUGCCUUCUCAAUUUUUCUUGGGGUGUCAUUUGGCGUGCUAUGUGAAUCCCAGUAUUUUCAGAAUGUUAUGCGGGUCGGUUUCAGGCUGAGGUCAACUUUGGUGGCUGCUAUAUUUCGUAAAUCAUUGAGGCUAACUCACGAGAGUCGCCAGAAUUUCCCAUCUGGGAAAAUAACAAAUAUGAUAACUACAGAUGCAAAUUCGCUUCAGCAAAUAUGCCAACAACUUCACGUGCUAUGGUCAGCUCCGUUUCGUAUUGUCAUAUCUAUGGUUCUUCUUUACCAGCAGUUAGGUGUUGCUUCACUUCUUGGAUCAUUAAUACUAGUUCUCAUGGUUCCCAUACAGACUUUUGUCAUUAGCAAGAUGCGGAAAUUGACCAAGGAAGCACUGCAAAGGACUGACAAGAGAGUCGGCCUUGUGAAUGAAGUUUUGGCAGCCAUGGACACCGUGAAAUGUUAUGCAUGGGAGGAGAGUUUCCAAUCUAGAAUUCAAAGUAUACGGAAUGAUGAGCUAUCCUGGUUUCGCAGAGCACUAUUACUAUUUACUUUAAACGGUUUUAUCCUGAACAGCAUCCCAGUUGUUGUGACAGUGGUUUCAUUUGGGAUGUUCACUUUGCUUGGUGGUGAUCUGACACCUGCCAAGGCAUUUACAUCACUUUCCCUGUUUGCGGUGUUACGAUUUCCUUUGAACAUGCUCCCAAAUUUGUUGAGCCAGGUUGUAAAUGCAAAUGUAUCAUUGCAGCGUUUGGAGGAACUGUUCUUAGCAGAAGAGAGAAUUCUCACACCAAAUCCUCCUCUUGAACAGAGGCUUCCAGCCAUCUCAAUUAAGGAUGGUUACUUCUCAUGGGAUUCAAAGGCGGAGAAGCCCACAUUAGCAGAUAUCAACUUAGAUAUACCUGUGGGCAGCCUUGUAGCAGUUGUUGGCGGAACUGGUGAAGGAAAGACAUCACUCAUAUCUGCAAUGCUUGGGGAGCUGCCUCCUGUAGCAGAUGCAAGUGUUGUCGUUAGAGGAACUGUUGCAUAUGUUCCUCAAGUUUCCUGGAUUUACAAUGCUUCUGUGCGUGACAACAUAUUGUUUGGAUCGGAUUAUGAAUCUGCACGUUAUUGGAGGGCAAUUGAUGUGACCGCAUUACUGCAUGAUCUUGACUCUCUUCCUGGUUGUGAUCUCACAGAGAUUGGUGAAAGAGGGGUAAAUAUUAGUGGUGGACAGAAGCAGAGAGUUUCAAUGGCCAGGGCUGUGUACUCCGAUUCAGAUGUAUACAUAUUUGAUGACCCCCUAAGUGCUCUGGACGCUCAUGUUGCUCGACAGGUUUUUAACACCUGCAUCAAGGAAGAGUUGCGUGGAAAAACCAGGGUGCUUGUCACAAAUCAGCUGCAUUUUCUUCCCCAGGUGGAUAGAAUUAUUCUAGUUUCUGAAGGCAUGAUUAAAGAAGAAGGCACCUUUGAUGAGCUCUCCAAAAAUGGCAAGCUAUUCCAGAAAUUGAUGGAAAACGCGGGGAAAAUGGAAGAAACAGAAGAACAGAUGGAAGGAAAGGAAGGGAACGGAAAGCUUGACCAGAAACUUUCUUUGCCAGCUGCCAAUGGAAAGGUCGUGGUUAACGAGUUCCCCCAAGAUGCAACAAACAUAAAGAAAGUGAAAGGACGGAAAUCUGUACUUAUCAAAGCAGAAGAACGAGAAACAGGUGUUGUCAGUUGGAAUGUACUGAUGAGGUACAAAAAUGCAUUAGGUGGCUUUUGGGUGGUCACAAUACUCUUUAUAUGCUAUUUAUUAAUUGAAGUUCUUCGAGUUUCAAGCAGUACUUGGUUAAGUUUUUGGACAGACCAAAGCACUUCUGAGAAUUAUAAGCCCGGAUUCUACAUUCUCAUUUACGCAGUUCUGGCACUUGGUCAGGUAACUGUAACACUAGCAAACUCUUACUGUUUGAUCAUUUCAAGUCUUCGUGCUUCCAAAACACUGCACGAUGCGAUGCUGAAUUCAAUACUGAGGGCUCCAAUGCUAUUCUUCCACACAAACCCAACAGGAAGAAUAAUCAAUAGGUUUGCAAAGGACCUAGGUGAUAUAGACCGCAGCAUUGCUAACAUGAUGAGUAUGUUUCUGAGCCAAGUGUGGCAGCUUCUUUCAACUUUUGUGCUGAUAGGAAUUGUCAGCACGAUAUCAUUAUGGGCAAUAAUGCCACUCCUCAUCUUAUUUUACUCUGCCUAUUUAUAUUAUCAGAGUACAUCCCGUGAAGUAAAACGUUUGGAUUCUAUUACCAGAUCUCCGGUCUAUGCACAAUUUGGAGAAGCACUAAACGGCUUGUCAACCAUUCGUGCAUACAAAGCAUAUGAUCGGAUGGCUAAUGUUAAUGGGAAGUCCAUGGAUAAUAAUAUCAGAUUCACUCUCGUCAAUAUUAGUUCCAAUCGUUGGCUCGUCAUUAGGUUAGAAAUGUUAGGAGGACUAAUGAUUUGGUUGACAGCAACAUUUGCGGUCUUGCAGAAUGGAAGUGCCGAAAACCAAGUGGCAUUUGCAUCCACAAUGGGUCUACUUCUCAGUUAUACCUUAAAUAUCACCUCUCUUUUGAGUGGUGUUUUAAGACAAGCAAGCAGGGCUGAGAAUAGUUUAAAUGCUGUAGAGCGUGUUGGCACAUACAUAGAUUUGAAUUCUGAAGCUCCAGCUAUUAUUGAAAGCAAUCGGCCGCCGCCUGGUUGGCCCUCAUCAGGAUCAAUUCAAUUUGAAGACGUGGUCCUACGUUAUAGGAGGGAACUUCCUCCUGUCCUACAUCGAAUUUCAUUUACAAUAUUCCCUGGUGACAAGGUUGGGAUAGUCGGAAGGACUGGUGCUGGAAAGUCAAGCAUGCUCAAUGCAUUGUUUCGAAUUGUAGAGCUGGAAAAUGGAAAAAUCCUGAUUGACAACUGUGACACUGCGAAGCUUGGGCUGAGGGAUUUACGAAAAGUUCUAAGUAUUAUACCCCAGUCACCAGUACUUUUUUCAGGAACCGUGCGAUUUAAUAUAGACCCUUUUGGUGAGCACAAUGACGCUGACCUUUGGGAGGCUCUGGAGCGGGCACAUCUGAAAGAUGUCAUCAGUAAGAAUCCUUUUGGCCUGGAUGCUGAGGUAUGGGAGGGAGGUGAGAAUUUUAGUGUUGGACAGAGGCAACUAUUGAGUCUUGCUCGCGCAUUGCUACGAAGAUCAAAGAUUCUUGUUCUAGAUGAAGCAACUGCAGCUGUUGAUGUUAGAACUGAUGCUCUUAUCCAGAAAACCAUAAGAGAAGAAUUCAGAUCAUGUACAAUGCUAAUUAUUGCUCACAGACUAAAUACCAUCAUUGAUUGCGACCGAAUUCUUUUGGUUGAUGCUGGUCAGGUUCUAGAAUACGAUACCCCAGAGAAACUGUUAUUAAAUGAAGGCAGUGCAUUCUCUAGGAUGGUGCAAAGUACGGGGCAAGCAAAUGCUCAGUACCUCUGUAGCCUAGUAUUUGGAUGCAAAGAGAACAAACACAGCAAAGAAACCGAGAGGCAGGACACCCAAAGGAGGUGGCUGGCGUCUUCCCGAUGGGCUACUGCUGCCCAGUUUGCACUAGCUGUUAGCCUCACUUCGUUGCAGAAUGACCUUCAAAACGUGGAAGACGAAAACAAUAUCCUCCAGAAAACAAAAGAUGCAGUUAUAACUCUUCAGGGAGUCCUUGAGGGGAAGCAUGACAAAGCCAUAGACGAUACAUUACAUGAGCAUCAAGUUCCAAGAGAGGGAUGGUGGUCAGCUGUCUACCGAAUAAUUGAAGGUCUAGCUGUAAUGAGCAGGUUAGCUCAAAACAGAGAUCAACAGUCAGAACAUGAUUUUGAGGAGAGUGUCCUGGACUGGGACAAUGUUGAAAAUUGAAAAAGAUUGCAAAACUGGUGGUGGUAUUCUUCCACCCAGAAAGGGUAGCUUCUCAGGUACCUCUGCCUACUCCAUGCAAAAGACUCUUCUUCAUGUAAACAACAACUAGGGUCUUUUUCCUUAUUGAAGGACUCAGGAUCACAAAACAUGCUCUUCCUUCCACUCUCAUCGACACUAAUAUUACUAUUAUCAGUGUUCAUCCUUCUCAACAAAAACUUUGCGUCUGCCUCUGCGCACUGUUGAACCUUCACCAAGCUUGUCUUCAUCUUCUUCAACUUUUGCUUUAAUUUGUUUAUGUUAUGGCUCAUUAGAACCAUGGGUUGGCCAUAUAUAUAGUGCUAGCCCCUUGAGUACGAAUGUUAUUAGAAUUAGGUAGAUUUUUAGUAUUUAACCCGAACA